AUGACCCCCUCCUCAGACAAAGAGCUCAACGGGCUAGAUAACCCCAGCUUCGUGGGUGAAGAUGGGAGCCACUACCAUGCCUUUCCCGAUCUCGCUGCCCAGGGCUCAAAGGAAGGCAGGAAAGAGGACCACAGCAGCAAGCUGGCAUACACUGUCACAGAUGUACCUCCUUGGUAUCUGUGCAUCUUGCUGGGCAUUCAGCAUUUCCUGACAGCUAUGGGAGGUCUUGUGGCCAUCCCUCUGAUCCUCUCCAAAGAACUGUGCCUCCAACAUGACCUCCUCACCCAGAGCCACCUGAUCAGCACCAUCUUCUUUGUCUCAGGGAUUUGCACCCUACUGCAAGUCUUCUUUGGAGUCAGGUUGCCUAUUAUCCAAGGAGGGACUUUUGCAUUCCUGACUCCCACCCUGGCCAUGCUGUCUCUGCCCAAGUGGAAGUGCCCUGCCUGGACGCAGAAUGCCACCCGAGUGAAUGCCUCUUCACCAGAGUUCAUUGAAGUCUGGCAGACACGGAUGCGAGAGGUGCAAGGAGCUAUCAUUGUAGCUUCCUGCUUCCAAAUCUUUGUUGGAUUUUCUGGCCUGAUUGGAUUUCUCAUGAGAUUCAUUGGCCCUCUGACAAUUGCCCCAACCAUCACCUUGGUUGCGCUACCUCUCUUUGACUCGGCUGGAGAUGACGCUGGCCAACACUGGGGCAUAUCAUUCAUGACUAUUGCUUUCAUAGUUCUGUUCUCUCAGUACCUGAAAGAUGUGCCUGUGCCAUUGCUGUCUUACCAGAAAGGCAAGAAGUGCCACUUCUCCAAGAUCUACCUCUUCCAGAUCUUCCCAGUGCUGCUGGGGCUCUCCCUGAGCUGGCUGCUCUGCUAUGUGCUCACGGUGACCGACGUGCUCCCCGCGGACCCUGCAGGAUAUGGCCACCUGGCUCGGACUGACACGCGAGGGGACGUCCUGUCUCAGGCUCCCUGGUUCCGGUUCCCCUACCCAGGUCAGUGGGGAGUCCCAACCGUCAGCCUGGCUGGGAUAUUUGGCAUCAUAGCUGGGGUGAUUUCUUCCAUGCUGGAAUCGCUGGGCGAUUACUAUGCGUGCGCCCGCCUGUCGGGCGCUCCGCCACCGCCAAAGCACGCCAUCAACCGCGGGAUUGGGGUGGAAGGCAUCGGCUGCCUUCUGGCUGGUGCCUGGGGGACCGGGAAUGGCACCACCUCCUACAGCGAGAAUGUGGGCGCCCUGGGCAUCACCAAGGUAGGGAGCCGAAUGGUGAUAGUUGCUGGUGGCUGCGCCAUGCUCCUGAGCGGCCUUUUUGGGAAAGUCGGUGCUAUGUUUGCCAGCAUACCUACCCCUGUGAUUGGAGGAAUGUUCCUGGUGAUGUUUGGAGUUAUCACGGCGGUGGGAGUUUCCAAUUUGCAGUAUACAGAUAUGAACUCCUCCAGAAACAUCUUUAUCUUUGGGUUUGCUGUAUUUGCUGGCCUCACAAUUCCCACCUGGGCAAGCAAAAAUAGUGGACUGCUGGAAACAGGAAUCAUCCAGCUGGACCAAGUGAUACAAGUGCUUCUCACCACUGGCAUGUUUGUGGGUGGAUUCCUGGGGUUUCUCCUUGAUAACACCAUUCCAGGAACGCAGGAGGAACGAGGACUCUUGGCAUGGAAGCAAAGCCAGAAGGAAGAGGGGGACAACUCUCAGCUUGUUUCCAAUGUCUAUGAUCUUCCCUUUGGGAUAGGCACCAAAUACUGUGCUGUCUCUUGGUUUCAGUAUCUCCCUGCUUGCCCCAAAAGACCACCUGGAGACAAGAGAACGGAUGAACCAAAGGCUGCUGAAGAGGAAAGCAGUGCUAAGGCAAGCUUGGAAGGAGACCCUGAGAUAGGUGCCGAUACAAAGAUAUAA
This is a messenger RNA of Struthio camelus australis, 1872 nucleotides long. RefSeq names its product solute carrier family 23 member 1. Gene Ontology annotation, biological process: transmembrane transport. The record is from RefSeq and is a predicted model, not a curated record. Lineage: Eukaryota; Metazoa; Chordata; Aves; Struthioniformes; Struthionidae. Gene Ontology annotation, cellular component: membrane. Gene Ontology annotation, molecular function: transmembrane transporter activity.